Messenger RNA from Debaryomyces tyrocola, 7299 nucleotides. The record is from the annotation of a GenBank genome assembly. Lineage: Eukaryota; Fungi; Ascomycota; Pichiomycetes; Serinales; Debaryomycetaceae.
AUGGGACCAAAACUACCCCCUCCUCCCCCUCCCUCGGGGGGUCAGGAUAAGCGCCCAAACAACAUUAGUAAUAAUAAACCAAAGAAUAAUGUAAAUAGAAAGACUUCACAUAACCCACCACCUCCACCUCCACCUGGCAUGAACAAUUCAAAAGCGAGACCGCCUCCACCUCCUCCAAAUCCCGCUACAUCUGAUUCAAGGAUAAGAAGGCAACCGCCCCCACCACCUCCAGGUAUAGCAUCAGGUAAGGGUAGUAUGAGGUCAUCGUCAGAGAUUGUAACGAAAGACGAAUUACAAGCCAGAAAAAAGAGAUGGUUACAAAUACAGAAAAAUAGGUAUUCGGCGACAGGGAAAUCCAAUAGUAAGAAAUCUGGAGGGUUGGUUCAUCCUACCAAAGUUGAUAUGCCACCUGAACACUUACGAAAGAUCAUGUUCGAUCACGGUGAUUUGUCGUCGAAAACGUUUGCCUCAGAUAAAAGAUCGCAUUUGGGUUCAUUGAAGUACGUACCUCAUGCAAUCUUAAAAUUGUUGGAAAAUAUGCCUCAGCCAUGGGAACAGACUAAGGAUGUUAAGGUUUUAUAUCACAUCACCGGUGCCAUAACAUUUGUGAACGAAAUCCCGAGAGUUAUCGAACCUGUUUACACAGCUCAAUGGGCAACAGCUUGGCUAAUGAUGCGAAGAGAAAAAAGAGACAGAAAGCAUUUCAAAAGAAUGAGAUUUCCACCAUUCGAUGAUGAGGAACCCCCAUUAGACUGGAUGGAGAACAUAGAAGAUGUAGAGCCGUUAGACGGUAUUCAAUUGGAAUUAGAUGGAAUGAAAGAUAGGGCGGUGAUAGACUGGUUUUAUGACGAAAAACCAUUGAUAGAUGAUUUAAAGGUGGUCAAUGGAGAGUCAUAUAAAACAUGGAAUCUUGAUUUACAAACUAUGGCCAAUCUAUACAAAUUAUCCACUCCUUUGUUACCGGACGUGACAGACCCAAAUUAUUAUUAUCUUUUUGAUAAGACUUCCUUUUUCACAUCAAAAAGUUUAAAUAUUGCGCUUCCAGGAGGUCCAAAAUUCGAACCACUCUAUAAAGACAAAAUUAAUAACCCGGAAAUAGAAGAUUUUACGGAAUUUAAUUCUAUUGAUAGAAUAAUCUUUAGAAUACCCAUAAAAACGGAGUACAAAGUUGCAUUCCCAUUUUUAUAUAACUCAUUCGCAAAACUGAUUUAUGUUGGUUGGUACCAUGAACCUUUAAAUUGCUUCAUAAAAAAUUCCAUGGAGGAUACAGACCUUCCAGCAUUUCAUUUUGAUCCAGUUUUAAAUCCAAUUACGCCUCAUAAACUGAAACAAAAUCGCAAAAAUACUAAAAGAGAAGAUGUGGGUUUGGAUAUGCCAGUAGGCUUUAAACCAUUCAUGUCUGAUGACAAAGAUGGGUGUAUACCGUUAGACCCAGAGGGUACCUCGUCAGCAAUCCAGUUAUGGUGGGCACCAUACCCAUAUAACCGUAGAAGCGGAAAAAUGGUGAGAGCAGAAGAUGUUGCUCUUGUUAAACCGUGGUAUAAACAGCAUCCACCUACAGAAUAUCCUGUUAAGGUUCGCGUUUCCUACCAGAAACUCUUGAAAAGGUACAUUUUAAAUGAGCUACACAAUCCUCAAGGAAACAAAACUGGCUCCAAAAUGAGUAAUCAAAGGAAAAUAAAGUUGUUGAAAAGCUUGAAAGCGACUAAAUACUUUCAACAAACUACGAUAGACUGGGUGGAAGCGGGAUUGCAGGUAUGCCGUCAAGGCUUCAACAUGCUUAAUUUAUUGAUACAUAGGAAAGGUCUUACGUAUUUACAUCUUGAUUAUAAUUUUAACCUAAAGCCCACGAAAACGUUGACUACAAAGGAGCGUAAAAAGUCAAGGUUUGGUAAUGCAUUCCAUUUAAUUAGAGAGAUAUUGAGGGUCGUCAAGAUUUUAGUUGAUUCGCAAGUUCAAUUUAGAUUGGGGAAUGUGGAUGCAUUUCAAUUAGCGGAUGGUAUAUAUUAUAUCUUGAAUCACUUGGGACAACUAACGGGUAUCUAUCGAUAUAAGUAUAAAGUCAUGCAUCAAAUUAGGGCAUGUAAAGAUUUAAAGCAUGUUGUUUAUUCGAGAUUUAAUUCAAUCAUUGGAAAAGGUCCAGGAUGUGGAUUUUGGCAGCCCGCAUGGAGAGUUUGGUUGUUCUUUAUGAGAGGUAUAAUUCCUUUAUUAGAAAGAUGGCUUGGAAAUUUAUUGGCAAGGCAAUUCGAAGGAAGAAGAAGUAAUGAUGUGGCUAAAACAAUUACAAAGCAGCGUGUUGAUUCGUAUUAUGACUUAGAAUUAAGGGCGCAAGUCAUGCAUGAUAUAUUGGAUAUGAUUCCUGAAGGAUUGAAGCAAAAUAAAUCUCGUACAGUUCUACAACAUUUGAGUGAAGCUUGGAGGUGUUGGAAGGCUAACAUUCCUUGGAAGGUCCCAGGAUUACCUGAGCCUAUUGAGAAGAUCAUCAUACGAUAUAUUAAAGCAAAAGCAGAUGGAUGGAUUUCGGUUGCCCAUUAUAAUAGAGACCGUAUUAGAAGAGGAGCAACCGUUGAGAAGACAGUCGCUAAAAAGAAUUUAGGACGUUUGACAAGAUUAUGGAUCAAGAACGAACAAGAACGCCAGACUAACUUUGCUAAGGAUGGGCCAUAUGUAUCUCCCGAUAACGCGAUUACAACAUUCCAAACAAUGGUUCAUUGGUUAGAAAGUAGAAAAUUUAGUCCAAUUCCUUUCCCGCCUAUAUCAUAUAAGCAUGAUACUAAAUUAUUAGUGUUGGCGUUGGAAAAUUUGAAAGAAAGCUACAAUGCUAAUGCUCGUAUGAACUCAGCACAAAGAGAAGAAUUGGCAUUGAUCGAACAAGCGUAUGAUAAUCCGCAUGAAUGUCUUGCGAGAAUAAAAAAAUUCUUACUAACUCAAAGGGUAUUCAAAGAAGUUGGAUUAGAAAUGAUGGAUUAUUACAGUCAUUUAGUCCCAACUUAUGCCAUAGAUCCGCUUGAGAAGAUUACUGAUGCGUACCUUGAUCAAUAUUUAUGGUACGAAGCUGACAAAAGAAAGCUUUUCCCAAAUUGGGUUAAACCGAGUGAUGAUGAAAUUCCUCCAUUACUUACUUACAAGUGGUGUCAAGGAAUCAAUAACUUAGAGAAUGUGUGGGAAACAUCAAAUGGUGAAUGUAAUGUUAUGUUAGAAACUUCAUUAAGCAAAGUUGCAGAAAAGAUUGAUUUUACAUUGUUGAAUAGAUUAUUGAGGUUGAUUGUAGAUCCUAACAUUGCUGAUUAUAUUACAUCGAAGAACAAUGUUAGUUUAACUUACAAAGAUAUGAAUCAUGUUAAUCAAUACGGAUUGAUUCGUGGCCUUCAAUUCUCUUCAUUUAUUUAUCAGUACUAUGGGUUAGUGAUUGAUCUUUUGAUUCUAGGAUUGGAUAGAGCUAGUGAAUUAGCAGGGUCUCCUCAGCUUCCAAAUGGAUUCCUUCAGUUUAAAGAUGUCGAAACUGAGACAUCGAGUCCAAUUAGGUUGUAUUCUCGUUACAUCGACAAGAUUCAUAUAUUCUUCAGGUUUGACAAUGAAGAUGCAAACAGCUUGAUUCAGGAGUAUCUUUCAGAAAAUCCUGAUCCAAACUUUGAAAAUGUAGUCGGGUAUAAUAACCGCCGUUGCUGGCCUAGAGAUUCAAGAAUGAGAUUAAUGAGACAUGACGUUAAUCUUGGAAGAGCAGUAUUUUGGGAAAUUUCUGGUCGUAUUCCAAGAUCCUUGACAACUAUUGAAUGGGAAGAUACAUUUGCUUCUGUAUAUUCAAGAGAGAACCCUAAUUUAUUAUUCUCUAUGUGUGGAUUUGAAGUAAGAAUAUUACCGAAGUGUCGUAUUCGUGAAGAAUCUUCAUCUCAAGAAGGUGUAUGGGACCUCAUUGAUCAAGAAAGUAAGGAGAGAACAGCGAAAGCUUUUCUUCAGGUUAGUCAGGAUGAAGUGGACAAAUUCAAUAAUCGGAUUCGCCAAAUUUUGAUGUCCUCUGGAUCUACUACGUUUACAAAGGUAGCUGCAAAAUGGAACACGGCUUUAAUUGCUCUUUUUGCAUACUUCAGAGAGGCUGCUGUUUCCACAGAAACAUUACUUGACACAUUAGUAAAAUGUGAAACAAAGAUUCAGAAUAGGGUUAAAAUGGGAUUGAAUUCUAAAAUGCCUUCCCGUUUUCCACCAGCAGUUUUCUAUACCCCAAAAGAAUUAGGUGGGCUUGGUAUGUUGAGUGCCUCUCACAUAUUAAUUCCUGCUUCGGAUUUAAGAUGGUCGAAACAAACAGACACAGGUAUAACUCAUUUUAGAGCUGGAAUGAAUCACCAGGAAGAGAAAAUGAUACCAACCAUAUUUAGAUACAUUACGACUUGGGAAAAUGAAUUUUUGGACUCGCAGAGAGUUUGGGCUGAGUAUGCUAUUAAGCGUCAAGAAGCUAUCGAACAGAAUCGCCGUCUUACAUUUGAGGACAUGGAGAAUAACUGGAACAGAGGUUUGCCUCGUAUUAGUACGUUGUUCCAAAAGGAUAGACACACUUUGGCGUAUGAUAAGGGUCACAGAAUUCGUAGGGUUUUUAAGCAAUUUAGUUUACCAAGAUUCAAUCCAUUUUCAUGGACCAGUAACCAUCACGACGGAAAAUUAUGGAAUCUUAAUGCCUAUCGAACUGAUGUUAUUCAAGCUUUGGGUGGUAUUGAGACGAUCCUAGAACAUACCUUAUUCCAAGGUACUGGUUUUGAUUCUUGGGAAGGUCUUUUUUGGGAGAAAGCAUCUGGUUUUGAAGACUCAUUGAAAUUUAAGAAAUUAACCAAUGCCCAAAGGUCUGGUUUAAGUCAAAUUCCUAAUCGUCGUUUCACCUUGUGGUGGUCACCUACGAUCAACCGUGCGAAUGUUUAUGUUGGAUUCUUAGUACAAUUAGACUUAACAGGUAUAUUUUUACAUGGGAAAAUCCCAACUCUAAAAAUUUCCUUGAUACAAAUCUUCCGUGCUCAUUUAUGGCAGAAGAUCCACGAGAGUGUAGUUCAAGAUGUUUGCCAAGUGUUAGAUAAGGAAUUAGAGGUCUUACAAAUUGAUAGUGUUGAAAAACAAGCAAUCCAUCCACGUAAGUCUUAUAAGAUGAACUCAUCUUGUGCAGAUGUUGUUCUUACAAGCACAUAUAAAUGGAAUGUAUCACGACCAUCUCUUUUACAUGAUAGCAAUGAUUCCAUGGAUGCAGCAACUGCCAAUAAAUAUUGGAUUGAUGUACAAUUGAGGUAUGGUGAUUAUGAUUCUCAUGAUAUUUCAAGAUAUACUCGUGCUAAGUUCUUGGAUUAUACUACGGAUAGUAGUAGUGCAUAUCCAUCCCCUACGGGUGCCAUGAUUGGUAUUGAUUUGGCAUACAAUAUGUACGACGUCUAUGGGAACUGGUUUUCUGGAUUUAAACCAUUGAUGCAAAAUGCUAUGAAAGAAAUUAUGAAAUCUAAUCCGGCGUUAUAUGUUCUCAGAGAGCGUAUACGUAAAGGUUUACAGUUGUACCAGGCACAACCUCAAGAAGCUUUUCUUAAUUCAAACAAUUAUGCUGAACUAUUUAACAACGAUACUCAAUUAUUCAUUGAUGAUACUAAUGUGUACCGAGUAACUGUUCAUAAAACCUUUGAAGGUAAUUUAACGACCAAGCCUAUUAAUGGUUCAGUGUUCAUGUUAAAUCCUAAGACUGGACAAUUAUUCUUGAAGAUUAUUCAUACAUCGGUUUGGGCAGGUCAGAAACGUUUGGGGCAAUUGGCAAAAUGGAAAACUGCAGAAGAAGUAGCAGCAUUGGUUCGUUCUUUACCACGGGAAGAGCAACCAAAGCAAUUAAUAGUUACUAGGAAGGGUAUGUUAGAUCCAUUAGAAGUUCAUAUGUUGGAUUUCCCAAAUAUCUCUAUAAGACCUUCAGAGCUUCACUUGCCUUUUGCAUCUGCAAUGAAAAUUGAUAAAUUGGCUGAUAUUGUCUUAAAAGCAAGCGAGCCGCAAAUGGUGUUAUUUAACUUGUAUGACGAUUGGUUAAAGAGCAUUUCUGCCUAUACUGCUUUCUCACGUAUAAUAUUAUUAUUGAGAGCAUUGGGAAUUAGCCAAGAACGUACUAAUUUAAUUUUACGUCCUGAUGCUAGUAUAACUACUCAAGAACAUCAUAUAUGGCCAUCAUUUACGGAUGAACAAUGGAUUGAUGUCGAAACUCAAUUGCGUGAUUUGAUUCUAAAUGAUUUCGCAAAGAAACAUGAUAUAAAUAUACAAUCUUUGACUCAAUCAGAAAUCCGUGAUUUAAUAUUAGGUCAAGAUAUUAAGGCACCAUCAUCAAAAAGACAAGAGAUUGCUGAUGUUGAAGGUGAUAAUAAACUGGUCCAGGACGAAACAAAUACUAAUAACCAAUUAACAGCAUUGAAGAGUAAGACGCAAAAUGUACAUGGUGAAGAGAUUGUAACAGUUACUACUACUAACUAUGAGCAACUGUCAUUUGCAUCUAAGAAUGAAUGGAGAAAUCGUGCUAUUGCAUCUAAUAAUUUGCACUUGCGUUCCAAAAAUAUAUAUGUCCUGUCGGAUGAUUUCAUUGAUGAUGACAGGUUUACAUAUAUCAUGCCGAAGAAUUUAUUAAAGAAAUUCAUUCAAAUAUCAGAUUUACGGACUCAAGUGGGCGCAUUUAUUUACGGAUCAUCGCCAUCUGACAAUCCUCAAAUCAAAGAAAUCAGAGUCAUAGCAUUAGUACCUCAAUUGGCGAAUACCCAUUCGAUACAAUUUCCAUCCAAGCUACCUCAACAAGAAGGCCCAUUGGCAAGUCUAGAACUUUUAGGGUGGAUUCACACCCAAUCUCAGGACACUAAUUUGUUAUCACCAAUUGACAUGACUACACAAGCAAAGCUCAAGAACGAUAAUAAUUCCUUGUGGCAUGAUAAAGCUGUUACUUUAACUGUUUCGUUUACACCAGGUUCAGUUUCUCUAGCGGCAUAUACCUUAUCAGGCGCGGGGUAUGAUUGGGCUUCAACAAACAACGAUUUGAUUUCUCAAGUACCUCAAGGAUAUUCGACAUCAUUUAGUCAAAAGGGUCUGUUGUUAUUAUCGGAUCGUAUAGUUGGGCUCUUUAUGGUGCCUGAUGAUGAUAUAUGGAAUUAUUCGUUUAUUGGUCCGAUCUGGGAUCCGAACGGAUUAUACGAUUUAAAAGUUGACAUUCCCCUUCCAUUUUAUCACGAAUUACAUAGGCCAAUUCAUUUUUCGAGUUUCAAUGAAAUUGAAGGAAACGAGUUAGAGGCCAAUCAGGAAAAUGCAUUUGCUUAA